Messenger RNA from Engraulis encrasicolus (European anchovy), 1395 nucleotides. Its product is annotated as eukaryotic translation initiation factor 2 subunit 2-like. The transcript is spliced from 9 exons. Gene Ontology annotation, cellular component: eukaryotic translation initiation factor 2 complex. Gene Ontology annotation, biological process: formation of translation preinitiation complex; translational initiation; formation of cytoplasmic translation initiation complex. Lineage: Eukaryota; Metazoa; Chordata; Actinopteri; Clupeiformes; Engraulidae. The coding region runs from base 139 to 1137 and encodes 332 amino acids. The record is from RefSeq and is a predicted model, not a curated record. Gene Ontology annotation, molecular function: mRNA binding; translation initiation factor activity; translation initiation factor binding.
UCCACGCGCAUGCGUAAAAAAUCCACCGGGUACCUAGCGAAAGUUGCUAGGAUAACUAGCUACAAACAAGUUAUUAUCUGUCAAGCCUUUUACUACGUUAUUUGUGGAGUAAAGUGUUGAACGCUUCGGAACUUAAGGAUGUCGGACGACGAGAUGAUAUUCGACGCUACAAUGUCCAAGAAGAAGAAAAAGAAGAGGAGGCCCUUUCUGCCGGGGGAGGAGGAUGGGGGUGAUGGGGUUGCGGGUGAACCACAACCAGAGACCAAGGAGACGGAGGGAGAUGCAGGAGAGGAGAAGGAUGUGGACAUAGAUGAUGAUGAUGGGAGGAAGAAAGACACAGCAGAUGACCUGGAUGAUCUUAAUUUCUUCAACCAAAAGAAGAAGAAAAAAAAGCCCAAAAAAGACAAGAUAUUUGAGAAUGAAAUGGAGGAGGGAAUGAAGGAGCUGAAGAUUGAGGCGGAGCCCUCUGAGGCGCUGGAUGAUGAUGAGUUCCUGCUGCUGGGGAAGAAGAAGAGGUCACGCAAAGUUGAGUUCCAGGACGACCUGGACAACCAGGCCAUUGACAAUGCACUAGAUGAUGAGGAGAAUAAGAACACGGAUGACAUCAUGUUCAGCACACAGACAGGUCCUGCCUGGGCAGGAUCAGAGAGAGACUACCUGUAUGAGGAGCUCCUCAAUCGGGUCUUCAAUAUCAUGCGGGAGAAGAACCCUGACAUGGUUGCCGGAGAGAAGAGGAAGUUUGUGAUGAAGCCUCCUCAGGUCGUCAGGGUGGGAACCAAGAAGACCUCCUUUGUCAACUUCACAGACAUCUGCAAACUAUUGCAUCGGCAGCCCAAACAUCUAUUGGCGUUUUUACUGGCUGAGUUGGGAACAUGUGGGUCGAUAGACGGGAACAAUCAGUUGGUCAUCAAAGGCCGCUUCCAGCAGAAACAGAUAGAGAAUGUCUUAAGAAGAUAUAUCAAGGAGUAUGUGACGUGUCACACGUGUCGCUCCCCGGACACCAUCCUGCAGAAGGACACGCGUCUGUACUUCCUCCAGUGCGAGACGUGCCAUUCCCGCUGCUCCGUGGCCAGCAUCAAGACCGGCUUCCAGGCCGUCACCGGCAAACGAGCACAGCUCCGAGCCAAAGCCAACUAAACCACCGCCACCACCAUCACCUCGACUACCAUUACUGUGGUCACCCGUCACCUCUCCCGCUCCCUUGGUUUCCCCUCAUUCACCUUCAGGUGUGGUGUGGUUUGGGGGGAGAUUGUGUGUGUGUGUGGCAGUAAGGCCUGGGCCUUUUAACAGACUGAUGAUGGAUUCAUUACCACUGCUUUGCACACAUCAGCAGGAGAAAAACAUUUUGUUUCAUUUCAAAAGGAAAACGGGAAUCAAUAAAAUGCUUACCAGUAA